CAGCGGGUUGUUUCGGCGGAGAGACGAGCGCGGACCUUGGGCACCAGCGACGCGGUGGCCUGGCUGGGUGGCGCGCAUGACCGCGUCACAUGCACAGCCGCGGCGCGCGUGACGCUCAGGCACGGGGACGCCGUCAUGUGACAGGGUCGUCUAAGCGCCUGUGUCUGCUGGCCAGGUGCUGUGCCGGCAAGUGUCAGCCGGCUGGACUGUUCGCUUGUUCGCUUUGAUCGGUGGACUGUUCACCCGUGUCGGUGGACUACUGGCUCGCUUGGCGAUCCUGUUCAGCGCCCUUCGCUCGCCUCUUCCUGUUCGCCUUUUCCUCCUUGAUUCCCCCCCACCAGCCAAUGGCAGCCGCCGAUCCUGCCGCCCAAUCGCGCUUUCCCACGGCUUUGUCACACCGCGGCAUGGCCCUUCCACCCCCAAUGCCCACCGCUUUUAUACCCCCCCGGCUUGCGUCUCCGUCCAGCACCCUCCAUCGCCUGUCUGGCCCUUGCAUGCAAAUGAAACUGCGCUGGUUCUCGCUGCUCUUCGCCGUCCUGGCCCUGGCGCUCUGCGUCGCUGCCGAUGCCUCUGUCCCUGUCACGGACGCUCCCGUCGCCUCCGGCAACGAGCUGCCCUCUGACUUUGUCCCCCUCGUUGAUGUCGAUCCCAAGAAGGGCGAGCGCUUCCAGUUCGAGACCGAAGUCGGACGGCUCAUGCAUCUGAUCAUCAACAGCCUGUACAAAACCAAAGAAAUCUUCCUGCGCGAGUUGAUCUCGAACGCCUCGGAUGCCAUCGACAAGAUCCGUUUCCUGGCCCUGACCGACAAGGACGCCCUCUCCACCAACCCCGAUCUCAAGAUCACCGUCCUGGCCAACCCCCAAGACGGCACCAUCACCAUCACCGACACUGGUGUCGGCAUGACCAAGGAGGACCUCAAGAAAAACCUCGGCACCAUCGCCAAGUCCGGCACAUCCGAGUUCCUGGCCUCGUUGGAGAGCAACAAGACCAGCGACGUGGGCUUGAUUGGCCAGUUUGGUGUUGGCUUCUACUCGGUUUUCCUCGUUGCAGACCGUGUCACCGUUGUCAGCAAGCACAACUCAGACAAACAGUAUGUCUGGCAAUCCAGCGUUGCCAGUGAUUUCACCAUCUUUGAAGAUCCUCGCGGUGACACCCUCGGCCGCGGCACCCAAAUCACUAUCCACCUCAAGGAAGAUGCUGUGGAGUAUCUGCAGGAAGAUCGCCUCAAGGGCUUGAUCAAGCAAUACUCGGAGUUCAUCAACUUCCCUAUCUAUGUGUGGUCAACCAAGGUCGAGAAGGAGGAGGUCCCUGUCGAAGACGACGAGUCUGCCUCCACCGAGGAGAACGAGGAUGGCGUCGAGGAUGCCCCCUCCGAGUCGACCCCCAAGACCAAGACCGUCGAGCACGUGUCGCACGAUUGGGAGCUCGUCAACCAGAACAGGCCUCUGUGGACCCGCAGCCCUCGCCAGGUCUCCGAGGAAGAAUACAAGGACUUUUAUCGUGCCUUCACCAAGGGCUACGAUGAGCCCAUCGGCUGGACCCAUUUCUCUGCCGAAGGCGAUCUCGAGUUCCGCUCGAUCCUCUAUGUGCCUGGCAAGGCUCCGUCCAACUUUUUGCAGGGCCCCUCGGAUGCCACGCUCUUCAAGAACAUCAAGCUGUUUGUGCGCCGUGUGUUCAUCACGGACGAGCUCAUGGACUUUAUGCCCAAGUACUUGCAGUUCCUCAAGGGUCUCGUCGACUCGGAUGACAUGCCCCUCAACGUCUCGCGCGAGACUCUACAGCAGAGCUCGAUCCUGAAGUUGAUUCGGAAGAAACUGAUUGCCAAGGCCCUCGACCUGUUCAAGUCCAUGACCAAGGACGAGGAGCAGUACAGCCGCUUCUGGAAGGAGUUUGGUAUUGCCAUCAAGUUCGGCAUCCUCGAGGAGGACCAAACCAACCGCGUCAAGCUCGCCAAUCUGCUGAGGUUCCACACCAGCUUCAAGGAGGGCGAGACUGCCAAGAUGACCAGCCUGGACCAGUACAUUGCUCGCAUGAAGAAGGGCCAGACCCAGAUCCUCUGCGUGACUGGCGCCAGCAUGGAUGAGGCUGUCAACUCUCCUUUCACCGAGAAGCUUGUGGCCCGUGGCUACGAAGUUCUGUACAUGACCGACCCGCUCGACGAGUACGUCAUCCAGCACCUCACCAAGUACAGCGGCCACUCGUUCCACAACAUUGUCAAGGACGGAGUCAAGUUUGGCGAUGAAGACGAGGAUUCCAAAGAGGAGGAGGAGGCCCUCAUCGAGAAGUUUGAGCCUCUGACCAGCUGGUUCAGCCGCAUCCUCGAGAAGACGAUCGAGAAGACGGUCAUCUCGAACAAGCUCACCAAGUCGCCUGCCGCCAUCACCGCCCCGACCUAUGGCGUGUCUGGCACCAUGCAGCGCCUCAUGGAUGCUCAUUCCAACUCUGCGGAAAACAGAUACACCAACUUUUACGGCAACCAGCGCAAGAUUCUCGAGAUCAACCCUGAUCAUCCGAUCAUUCAGAACCUCCUCGCCAAGGUCCAGGAGGAUCCCGAGGAUCCCAAGCUCAAGGAAACCGCCCAGGUCCUCUAUGAGACAACCUUGCUGCGCAGUGGUUACAGCCUGAAAGACUGGGUGUCGUUUACCCAGAGAAUCGAGAAUGUUGUCCGCAGCAACCUCGGCGUCUCUCUUGAUGCCCAGGCCACGGUCAAGAUCCGCCCUGCUCCCGAGGCCGAGACCGAGAAGAAGCAGGGAAGCGCUGAGGAAGUCUUUGACGACGACGAGUCGCCCAAGGGCCACGAUGAGCUCUAAACCGCCAAGUAGGCUCGUUCCAUCAGCGUCCGACCCCAACAGGAGCGAAUCACUUUGUUUUGAAGCCGUUGACUACCCUGCAGCCCACACAUACCGAAACGGGGGUAUUCGUGUCUGAGCGCGGAUGGUGGAUUUGUUUCGGGGACCUACAUUCCGAACGCGAAUACAAACACAUCUUCGCCUAUA
Polychytrium aggregatum is the source of this 2996-nucleotide messenger RNA. RefSeq names its product glucose-regulated protein 94. NCBI's taxonomy places the organism in Eukaryota, Fungi, Chytridiomycota, Chytridiomycetes, Polychytriales. Gene Ontology annotation, molecular function: ATP-dependent protein folding chaperone; ATP hydrolysis activity; ATP binding. Gene Ontology annotation, biological process: protein folding. Bases 345 to 2810 code for a protein of 821 amino acids. The record is from RefSeq and is a predicted model, not a curated record. The transcript has 11 exons.